This is a messenger RNA of Sturnus vulgaris (Common starling), 962 nucleotides long. It is a transcript of the gene C1QB, whose product is annotated as complement C1q B chain. Gene Ontology annotation, molecular function: protein binding. Lineage: Eukaryota; Metazoa; Chordata; Aves; Passeriformes; Sturnidae. The record is from RefSeq and is a predicted model, not a curated record.
UUGCAGCAAACUUCUGCUUCUCCUCCUGGGCAUUUCUGGGCAGGACGCUGGGGUGUCCUGCUCCAUCUCCCCACCUGAUCCGCAAGGAGCUCAAGAUGUGGAGCCUGUGGGCCAUGCUCAUCUGCCUGGCUGGAGGGCAGCUUGCCAGUGCCACACUCUGCAGGACUUAUGGCACCAUCCCAGGCAUCCCAGGAUUGCCAGGACAGCCUGGCAGCGAUGGCAGGGAUGGAGAGAAUGGCCCAAAGGGAGAACAAGGACCCCCUGGCCUGGGAGGAGCAGAGAGAGGGGAGAAGGGAGACCCAGGACUACCGGGACCGCCUGGGAAGGUCGGUCCCAGGGGCGCACCAGGUUCACCGGGCAUGGCAGGUUCGGUAGGAAUGCCUGGGCCCAUGGGAGAGCCUGGUGACUACAAGACCACCUUCAAAUCAGCGUUCUCGGCUGCCAGGGGCAUCAGCUCGUACCCCCGGCGGGACCAGCCCGUCCGCUUCGAGCGCAUCAUCACCAACGAGAAGGGGCACUACGAGAACCGCUACGGCCGCUUCACCUGCCGCGUACCCGGCACAUACUACUUCACCUACCACGUCACCUCCCGGGGAAACCUCUGCCUCAACAUCAAAAAGGGCCGGGGUGCCAGCAGGGGAGACAGGGUAGUGACCUUCUGUGACUUCGUGAACAGCAGUUUCCAGGUCACCACGGGAGGUGUGGUUCUCCAGAUGGCCAUGAACGAGUCGGUGUGGCUGGAGCCGACCGAGAAGAACUCCUUGGUGGGGCUGGAAGGGUCUGACAGUAUCUUCUCUGGUUUCCUCAUCUUCCCUGAGGCUUAGCCCGCUGGAGCAGUGUCUGUGGCCAGCCUGUGCAGCCCUGCAGAGCUGAGGACUCCCCUGGAAACUCUUUGCUCCCAGAUCGGUGUUUGAGGCACAAUGCUGCCAUUCCUUCACAAUAAAUGACAGCUCUUCGCACUA